Messenger RNA from Mesorhabditis belari, 228 nucleotides. NCBI's taxonomy places the organism in Eukaryota, Metazoa, Nematoda, Chromadorea, Rhabditida, Rhabditidae. The record is from the annotation of a GenBank genome assembly.
AUGGUACCACCCCGAAUCUGUUUCUUUGAUGUGAAUUCACCAAUCACUGUGACGGGCAACCACUUCGAAUUCGCUUACGGCGGUGUAGCCUACCGUUUUCUUCAUUGUCAGCAGAAUCGACGACGAGGCCAAGGGGAAACCACUAUUGCCAAUUGUUCAUUCCAAGAGUUGAGUGAGAGAAAGAUGUUGGAAACAAUUGGGAAAGAUUGGGUGAGUUCGAUGUCUACA